UUUCACGAAGGAAACAGCAACUGAAACACGCUCUAUUCCGCUGCUUCCCUCCAGAACGGCAAUCUUCUUCCCUCCCUCACAGAAACCCUAUCUCCAUUCCGCACUUCUCCGUCGGCCAUCCUAUGUGUGCGCUGCUCUGCUCUGCUCUGCUUCACAACAAAAAUUAGAUUUGUAGAGUAAAUUUUUUAAUUAUUUAAUAUUAACCCAACCUAACCCAAACUCAGUCCGGCGCACCUUAAUUUUUUCCAGCCCAGCCCACUUGCCUGCAAACCCUUCUCUCGACCUCGCUCUCCUCGCUCACGGCUCACCCUCGCUCUCUGCCUCCUCUUCUCUUGCUCGUCCGCUCGUACUUCCCCUCGCUCUCUGCCUUUCUCUUGCUCUCGCCCUCGCUGCCUUUCGCCCUCGCUCUCUGCCUGACUGCCUCUCUCUUGCUUUCGCUCGCCCUCGCCCCCACGCUCGCUUGGCCAGUCGGCUUCGCCCUCUUGCUCGCUGCCCUGCCUCUGAUUCAGGUCUUCGUUUUACCCCCCCAAUCUUCCAGAUUUGCUUCAUUCGAGCCCAGCAUCCGCACCUGCUCUGCCUCUCUCAACGAAAUCUGCCUCUCUCCUCCUGCAUCACCGUCUCCACUUGCAACGCCGUUGCCGUCUCCGUCUCGCUCCGCUUCUCGCCAUCCGCCAUCUUGCUCUCUCUCUCUCUCUCUCUCUCUCUGUUCUUCACUGUCCUCAAGAGAUGGCAAGAUGGGAUGAGAUUUUGUCCCUUCCUGUACAGAACCCCCCAACAUUGGAGUUCUCUUCUGAUGACCUUGUGUGGACUAAGGUAGAAGGUUGGCGUGACAAUAUAGAUAGAGUUGCUUUGAUUCCCUUUGCUAGAGUGGAUGAUUUUGUCCGUGGUGAAUCCUCUAAUAAGGAUUGUCCAACAAGAUUUCAUGUUGAAGCCAGGAGGCGUAGGCCUCCAGAGAUGACAUACAAGCCAAAAGUUGAUGGCAUUCUUGAGUAUAUCUUGUAUUGGUGCUCCUUUGGCCCAGAUGACCACAGAAAGGGUGGUAUCGUUCGACCCAGCAGGAGUACUUAUGUCCCAAAGAAGAAAUCUGCUGGCCGGCCAAAUACAAAGAGAGGGUGCACUUGUCACUUUAUUGUGAAACGCUUAAUUGCUGAACCAUCAGUUGCACUUGUCAUUUAUAACCAGGAUAAGCAUGUAGAUAAGAAAGGGUUACCGUGCCAUGGUCCACAGGACAAGAAGGCUGCUGGAACCCGUGCUAUGUAUGCCCCAUAUAUCUCAGAGGAUCUCCGUCUCCGUGUCUUAUCUCUACUCUAUGUUGGGGUUUCUGUGGAAACCAUAAUGCAGAGACACAAUGAAUCAGUGGAAAGACAAGGGGGACCAAGCAAUCGAGAUGAUCUUUUAACUCACAGAUACGUGAGGAGACAGGAGAGGAGCAUCAGGCGAUCUACAUAUGAACUAGAUGCAGAUGAUGCAGUCAGCCUCAGUAUGUGGGUUGAAAGCCAUCAGAAUCAUGUCUUUUUCUAUGAGGAUUUCUCUGAUUCCAAUCCCUUUGUCUUGGGUAUUCAAACAGAGUGGCAGUUGCAGCAAAUGAUACGGUUUGGCUACCACAGCCUUGUGGCUUCCGAUUCAAGGUUUGGAACAAAUAAAUUGAAGUAUUCCGUUCACAGCCUUGUUGUCUUCAAUUCUGACAACAAAGCCAUCCCAGUGGCAUGGAUAAUAGCACCAAGAUUUGCAUGUGGGGAUGCACAUAGGUGGAUGAGGGCUCUUUAUAACAGAGUUCAUACAAAGGAUCCAAUGUGGAAGUUGGCUGGGUUCAUAGUGGAUGAUCCUUUGGCUGACAUCCUAACAAUCAGGGAAGUCUUCCAGUGCUCUGUGUUGAUAUCAUUUUGGCGGGUUCGUCAUGCAUGGCAUAGGAACGUAAUAAAGAGGUGCUCAGAGAUUAUGCGUGCUGAGAUUUCAAGACAGCUUGGUCAGAUAGUGCACAGCAUUUGCAAAGGACAUGGAACUGUGGAUUUGUUUCAGGAUUUCAUGGUAGACUUCAUUGAUGAAUCAGAGUUUAUGGAUUACUUUAAGGCCAUCUGGUAUCCUAGAAUGGAGUUGUGGACAUCUGCACUAAAAGGUCUUCCACUGGCAAGCCAAGAGACUUCUGCAGCAAUGGAGUUUUACCACAACCAAAUGAAACUUAGGUUGCUAAAUGAGAAGGACCCUAGUGUCUAUCAACGUGCUGAUUGGCUGGUUGAUAAGCUGGGCACUAAAGUGCAUUCUUACUUUUGGCUUGAUGAGUAUUCUGAGAAAGAUGAUUUUGCACGAUAUCAGAAGGAUGAAUGGAUGAAUGGUUUAACAUCUUGGCACAAGUCGCUAAAGAUUCCUGAUUCUGAUGUUGUCAUGGAGGGGAAACGUGCAAAAGUUCUUGACCAGGAUGAUAGAAAUAAAGCUCAUGUGGUAUUUAACCCAGGUUCAGAAUUUGGAAUUUGUGAUUGUAUUUGGGCAGAAAAGGGCAACCUCUGUGAGCAUGUGUUGAAAAUUAUCAAGGUUUUUCGCCUCAAAGGAUUUAAUUCUCCAUCUAUCAGUAUGCUUCAGUAUAACCAGGCCUUAAUUAAUAUGCUACACUGCCCCCCGCAUGAUUCUUUGAUUCGGGAUCAUGCUGUUUCUCUUGCAGUCUGGGUACAAAACCAGUUAAAUACACUGGUUGAUGUAGAAAGCACACAGACCAUUAUGGAUUCUGGUGGCCAACUUACUGUUGGGCCGCUUGGUGCCAACCAAGAGAAAGAUAAGAUAAGUGAGAACCAUUGUACAAAUAAGAGCAUAUCAUCUAAUGCUAAAAAUGGAUCUACAGAUGGCCAGAUAGCUUUGGACUGCAUCACAGGUGAUUUGGUAUCUAACUUGUUUGAUCAGCUAGCUAGUGAAAAUGGCAUUUGUGGUGAAAGAAAUGGAACCGACAUUUCCUCUGCUGAGAUGGAAGUUGAUCCAGCAUCCAUAUGUACCUCUUCAUCAGGAUUAUUUUCUGUUGAUGGGGUUGCACCAACUAACUUAUUCGCAGAAAAUGGAGAGAGGAUGUUGGUUGAUGCAGGCCCUGACAUAACAAAGAAUCUUCCAUCAACAGAUGAUUCAUUCACAAAUCUAAAUGGCUUUGAAGAUGAUAUUUUAGACAAGGAUUCUUGUGAAAGUGCUAUGGAUAUGGAGUCUGAAAUAACACCUAUUCUUCCCAAAAUUAAUAGCAAACCCAUCUCUGAUACACAGCUGGUCAAUAUGGUUGAAACUGCAGGUGGCAGAGGAAUAGGCGUGCAUAAUGGGAAUGGAAACAUGAGUCAAAACCUACUUUCUGUGGAUGAUGAUGUCUUGUUAGUGGGAAUUCAAGAUAGUGUGGCAAAAGAUUAUAGUAAUUGUUGCAAUGCAGAGAAAGUGAGUUUUGAAGCUCCAGUUGUACCUUCAGAGAAGCCAGGGAGUGACCAUGGAGAUACAAGUCAGAAUGUAACGCCCUUGGCUGAUGUUAUGCCAUUAGCAGUGCAAAAUAGGAUUGCUGAUUAUGAUCUUGGUAACAAUACAAAGGAAGCAAAUUUCAGGUGCAAAACUGAUGAUACUUCAGCAUCUCUAUGCAUUUCUGCUUCCAUUGAUUCACAGUUAGCCAAUAUGGUAGAAGCUGUAGGUGAAAUUGAAGAGAACAGAGAAAUGUGCCCACUGACUGAAAAUGGAAGCAGUACGCAGAUCCCAUCCUCUGUGGAUGAUGAAAUCCCAGUGAAAGGGUCUAAUGAGCCAGAAAAUUCCAACCCUUUUGAUACAAGAGGACGUGGCAACAUGAUUUGUGUGUCCCAAGAGUCAAGUCAAGACCCAUCAAAUUCCAGUUCUGAUAAGUCGCAUCUCCCUGUUGACCCGACAAAGCAGGAAACAAGUACCUAUGUGGAGCCAUCUUCUAGCAUUGAACCUUUGCCUGUUAAGCUAGGGACUUCAGAUCAAAUUGCUGUUGACAAAUUUCCUUCCGAAAUGAUCAGGCAGCAAUAAACUUGUAAUGGAGACAAUAGUCCUGUGUCUGAGGGUCAGCAUACGUCUCCUGCAAGGAUGGUAGAUAUGGAGCAGCAGAAAGCUGCUGAUGCAACAGCUGGUGAUGGAUAAUAUUGUUGCUCUCUCCUUCCUCACUAUACAUGUAUAUACACUGUGGAGUCUGAGGACUAGGAUUCCUUGCCUUUUAGCAGCUGAUAAAUGGAUCAAUUUUUCAGGAUAUAGGAGAGGAUAGAAUGAGAAUUCCAAGUGGGAAAAAGAGACGAGGCACCUACUGACAGCAAUCGCAUCAUCCAUGUGGCCCAGUAAGAGUAAGAAGUUUCUGCUCUUGGGGAUGUACUAAAUGCGAUUGAGGUGAGGUAUCCAGCUUUGAUUAUUCAAGGAAGAAGAAUCUUCUCAGACUAGACUUUCAACUCAGCCUGUGGCAGCUCCCAAAUAAUCAAAAUGGCACCACUGCCUCACGGUGCAUUCUAGCUUUGCUUAUUUAUAUGAAGUGCAGAAACAUGUUCUGCCUGCAAAAGGACACACAUUCAUUUCCUUCUUCCGAGUUGAAGAGACUGAUGCGACGUGAAAAAUCCAGACCCAGAAAGGAGAGGGCCAGUUCUAGAUAUAUGGGUAAGUCAGCAAUGGUACAGGAGAACGAAACAGAAUGGGAGACAGUGAGGCGGGAAAAGGGUCACUUUUGACUGGGAGAAGCAAAACUAAGUCAGGAUUUGGCUGAAAAAGGAAACAAUGGUACGCGUCCGAUGGCCAACCCCAACUUUCUGUGGAUGGUUUUGGGCAGUUUGAUGCUCGUGAACUUCGUAACGCGGCAAUGCUUCCUAUUUUGGAAAAUCCAUUGGCUUAGUAUCGUGGCUGGGAACCACUUGUUCAUUGUGAUGAUGUAUGGCCAAAGAGUGGUUAUGCGUAGAACCAUAAAGUUAAUUUCCCAUGGAUAAAGGAGGAUGUAAGACAACUCUCUUCCAGUUUACUCGAUUACAGAUUGGAGAGAUGAUAAUGGUGGUUAUUGCUCUUCUUUGUACCAUAGACUCUCUCUUUGAUAUUGAACUUGAGAGUUUUUCUAUCCAUCUCUUUGAACUUAAUAAGAUGUAUGAAACAGGUUUUUGUAA
Molecule: messenger RNA, 5102 nt
Organism: Diospyros lotus (date-plum)
Lineage: Eukaryota; Viridiplantae; Streptophyta; Magnoliopsida; Ericales; Ebenaceae
Exons: 11
Coding region: 727-3996 (1089 amino acids)
Molecular function (GO): zinc ion binding
Source: RefSeq, a predicted model, not a curated record